Dalotia coriaria is the source of this 5820-nucleotide messenger RNA. RefSeq names its product mediator complex subunit kohtalo (gene kto). Bases 139 to 5745 code for a protein of 1868 amino acids. The transcript has 12 exons. NCBI's taxonomy places the organism in Eukaryota, Metazoa, Arthropoda, Insecta, Coleoptera, Staphylinidae. The record is from RefSeq and is a predicted model, not a curated record.
GCCAAUGAUCACCGAAGCAGAACAAAAACAAUCGGUUCGCUACUGGCUGUACGGCAUCGAACUGCUAAAAUUUAUGACGGAAGAAGGUUUAAUUGAUCGCCAAGAGCUACUUAAUUGGAUAAUCGAAUUGCUGGAAAAAUGCGCUCGCAACCAAACGAUGACGGUUUACUACGAUUAUAUUUGCCUUUAGCAUUACAAUAUUUGGAUGAUUUUGUCCAAUCAGAGCUGUUAUCGCGUCGAUUAGGACAUUUAUGCUGUAAAAAAUUGGGCUUAAUGUUAAAUGCGAGUGAUCCACUCGUUAUGACAUCCCCGCAUGGUUUGACUGAUAGUAAAACCGAACGGGAUCGAGAACGAGACAGGCUGGAGGAGAAAAAAGACACGCAGAGUAAUAACACUCAGCAGACGACACUGCAAGAGCUGCAAAACUGUGCGCAUCAUCGCGAUAUAGUUCUACAAUUAAGUUGUAUUAUAGAAACGAUUUGUUUAGAAUGUCCUACAGCGUUUGUAUGGUGUGGAGUCGGACUUGGUUCAGUUUGGCAUGGAUCACCAUUAGAUUUCUUACCGGUAGCGCCAUCUACACUUCCAAUUCCAUCUAGAUGCGAGGCGAUGUCUUAUCGGAAACAAAUUCAACAAGUCGAAGCAAAUAUUAGGGAGCGGAGUAAACGAGCGGAAAGUCGAUGGUGUAUGGAUAAAGUACAACAAUCUUCAACAGGUACAAUUACGAAUCGAGUUCUUGCUGCGUUGGAUGCAUUGGAUAGGCAUAGAUUUGACAGGAUGGACACAUCUAAUUCUUUAGACACACUGUAUACGAAAGUGUUUAAUAAUAACGACAAUGAGAAUGCAGUGGUGAAGUUGUUGUGUGAAUGGGCAGUGUCGCCAGAACGCGCUGGUGAACAUCGAGCUUUGGCUGUUGCGGCACUGCUUGAUAGGCGCCAGUCAGAUGCGAAUAAUAACGAACAGGAGGCGAAGGAAGGCGAUGAUAAAGACAGCAAUGUGAGUGUACCUGGUGGACCGCCAUUGUUUCAAAAUUUACUGAUGAAGUUUUUGGAUACUGAUGCGCCGGUUCCGUCGCCUGAUGACAGCGCGCAGAAGAAAACGGCGUUUUCGAAUCUUGUACAUUUGUUUGCGGAGCUGAUACGGAGAGAUGUGUUCUCGCACGAUGCGUAUAUGUGUACGCUGAUUUCUAGAGGUGAUUUGUUGGGGCAGGAUGAUGUUACUGAGACACAACAGAUUACUCAUCCUAAAUUAGAGGAGCAACCUCAUCAAAUGGACUAUGAUGAUUUCAAAGUCGACGCGGACUUGGAUAAAAUCCUGCAAGAUAUCAAAGAAGACCAACAAAACUCGAUGGACAUUCCUGACUCGCCGAAGGACCACGAUCAUUCCCACCAUGCACAUGUUCCUAGUUCAAUGGGCGCCGUUGCUAUGGAAGCCGACCACCAUCCCGACUCGAAAACAAAACUUUCACGACAUUUUAUUUAUACUACGCAUUUUCCACUGUGUCAGGACGAUCCUUACAGCCAACAUGAUUGUAAUCAACGGCAUGUUUUGCUUUAUGGUGUCGGUAAAGUUCGUGAUGAAGCACGGCACACUGUGAAGAAAAUGUCCAAGGAAAUUUGUAAAUUAUUCUCGAAAAAGUUUAGCAUCGAUGUCGCCGAGGGUGGAAAAGUAAAGAAACACUCACGCAAUGAGUUUAACUUUGAAGCAACCACAACGAAAUGCCAGAGUUUAAGUUACUUCGAUCAGCAUGUUGUUACCUACCAAUGCAGUGUCACUGUCGUCGAGAUGCUGAAUUCGUUUGCGACUGGCAGUUCGAAUUAUUUGCCCGUGCAAGAGCAUGUGGCAUUCUUAUUCGACUUAAUGGAACUGGCACUGAAUAUCUACGGAUUGAUUGAUGUAUGUAUUCAGAUCCUGAAGGAAUUGCCUGAAGUUGAAGCGCAAUUGUUUUCGAAAAACUCUGUUCUGGCAAGGAAUUACACAACGGGAUUAAGUUUAUAUGUUGUGGGUGUAUUGCGGAGGUAUCAUUGCUGCUUAUUGCUAUCACCUGAACAGACUUCGGCCGUUUUUGAGGGUUUGUGCCGCGUGGUGAAACACGUCUCCAAUCCUGGUGAUUGUUCCUCAGCAGAACGUUGCAUUCUCGCGCAUUUAUACGAUCUCUAUUCAUCUUGCAACCUAUUGAAAUCAAAACCGCACACUGUUGAGCCAUUCGGUAACGCUUAUCCUAAAAUCAGGCAAGCUUUAUACACAGCGUUACAACCCACGCCGAGCAGUAGCUAUGUGUACAGUGCUAGUUUUAUGCAAGAAGUGUUUGCGAGUCCUCGAAGAGGUGGAAAGGUGGAAAGUACUUGGGUGCGACAACUUGGGGAAAAUGGCAAUAACAGAUAUUCAUUUGUUAGCAACGCAGUAAUGUACGUCUGCAGAGAAAUCGAUAAUGAACGCCUCAACGACCUAUCGAUAAUGUGUGCAGAAAUGACUGCAUGUUGCAAUACACUGGCAGCAGAAUGGUUGGGCGCGUUGCUAGCCCUUUGCUGCCCCAUGUCACAUCCGGGCUACUACACCGACCUGCAUAAAAACCUGGACAUUCAGGACGCAUCCAUUCACAAUGCGCUUGCUGUCUUCACGUGCAUACUAAUCGCACGCCAUUGCUUCUCGUUGGAAGAUUUUGUUGGACGCGUAGCGUUACCCAGUUUACUGAAAGUGAAAACACUAGAUAAUGGCGGCGGUGCAGCCGAGGGUGGUAUGCGAUUGACAUGCCACCUUUUACUAAGGCUGUUUCGUACUGCAGAAGGCCCUCAACCGGGGUUAUACUCGGUUGGUAGUCCACCACUUACACCUAGACCUUCUUUGGGAGUGAGGUUAAGUUGUGAUCGACAUUUGCUAGCGGCUGCGCAUCGGAAUAUCCACGUGGGACCGGUUUUGGCUGUGCUUAAGGCAAUUUUAGUUGUGGGGGAUGCCACCGCCAAGGAAGGCACGGAAUUAAGUAUAUCACACAUUUUAGGAACGAGUGAUCUCAUGGCGGGUGGUGAACCAUCAUUGGAAUUAACGGCGGAUAUGGAUAUCUGUGGGGCGAGGAUCGCACUUAGGCAAUCCAACAAUGGCAGCAAUGAAAGCACGGCAUCCUUAUCAGCAUUUGCGUGUCAUGUUCUUCGCGAGAUUUGUUCGCAACAAUGGGUGCUUGAGAGAUGCCUCUGUCAUCCGGAGGAACUAUGUCAUCCCGACAAUCUUCUGGAUCCGGUUUUGAGUCAUUCGCAGGCUCAGCGACUAUUGCACAUGAUUUGUUAUCCGGACAUUAGCAGCGCCAUUGAUGAACUGGACCAGAAGAGUAUGAUUAGUCGAAUAUUAGAGAAUUUGGAAUUGUGGACGUUACGAAUGUCCUGGUUGGAUCUUCAACUGAUGUUCAAACAGUUUAGCGCAAAUUCACCGGAAUUAAGUCAAUGGCUUGAGACGGUCGCAAAAGCAGCAAUUGACGUAUUUCAAUUGAGUUCUCCAUCGCCCGAGAGUGGAUCAGAAGAUAAAAAGCACGAUACUGCUAAAAGUAUAUGGCUCGUCGCGCCUUUAAUCUCGAAACUGCCGAGUGCUGUCCAGGGUCGUGUACUGAAAGUUGCCGGUCAAGUCCUAGAAACGAACGGUUGGAUACGUGAACCUAAGGUUAAACGCACACGCGAAGAUGUGCAAUCCAUCCUGUCACACCAACCAUUUCUUAGUUUAGUAUUGUCAUGCUUGAAAAACCAAGAGGAUGGCCAGCGUGAAGGUCUUCUUUCCUCGUUACAUAACCAACUAUCACAACUAGUGUCAUUAGCGCGUGAGGGAAACCUAACCGAUAUUUGUAACACCGAGCGGACUUUAGAUGGUCUGCAAUUGAGGUUUUCAUUGGUUGGUGGCGUGUUUGAGGCGUUCCAGCGUAGUAUACCGGUUACUACCGAUUGGGCGCUGUUAUUAGUACAACUUGUUACGAAUAAUUUAGUAGAUUUACACACGCACAGCGAUCUGUUUACGACUGUCAUUGAUAUGUUGGCAACAUUAGUGCAUUCGGCGCUUGCAUCGGAUCAACAAGACGAUGGUAGGAAGACCUAUCAGAAUUUGACGAAGAAGUUAAAACGUGAAAUCGGAGAGCGCCAGAGUUCGAGUUUGCAACAUAUUAGGCAAUUAUUGCCACUGACAAGGGUCGCAUGCGAAUUGAUUGCUGUGGAGCCGACUGGUUGUAUUACUGAUAACAAGGGCAACAAGAUUAGUUUUGACAGUAUUGAUAAAAAGCAUGGAUUGCAGGUGUCAGAUAAGCAGAAGGUUAGUCCUUGGGAUGUGUUGGAGGGUAUGAAGAACCCUGCUCCAUUAUCGUGGGCAUGGUUUGGAGCGGUCCGACUUGAGCGACGACCACUUGCAUGUGAAGAUACUCAUCGUUUGUUGAAGUAUCACACACAUAAUCUACAGAAACCAGUGUCGCAUUAUUUGGAACCACCGCCAUUACCACCAGAAGAUUUGGAACCCGUACCUGAUAAACCGUUAAAAGAGCUUGAAAUGAAGGCUGACACACCCUCGUCUGUGGAUCAGUCACCACACGGCACCACCAUCGGCAAGAAGGGUCAGAAACGCGGACGAACGAAGAAGUCGAAAGCUGCAGCGGCGGCCGCGGCUGCCGCCACACCACCUACUGUACCGGUGCCAAACAUGUUGGGCCAAUCACCGCUUGGCCAGACUCCCCCUCCGCAAAUGUCGGGCAUGCAGAAUGUUUCUGGCCCGACUCCACCCCUUCAACAUAUGGGUUAUGGUGGAGGUAUGCAGCAGCAACCGCAACCACAACAGCAAUUCCAGCAGGCUAAUCCAAACCAAGGGCAACAGCAAUGGUAUAAUGCUCAACAACAGCAGCAAGCCCCACAGCAACAACCGCAGGGUGGUUAUUAUCCUGGUCCUCAACAAAUGCCAAAUGCAGCAAUGGCGAAUCGUUUUGAACGUCCGCAAAUGACGCAAUCGAAAGCAGCACUGUCCAAUAUGCUGCGCCAACGUCAUCCCCUCAACACUCCGCCAUUUAUGAGCGGCCCUCAAGGCCAACAGAACGUUCCUGGCCCCGCGCCGGUUCCACAGGGUGGUUAUCCGGCCGGUAUGCAACGGCAGUUUGCUCGCCAACCUGGCAUACGUCAACAACAUCCCGGUGCAAUGCAACCCAAUCAAGGAAUGUUCCCAGCGUACGGUAAUAUCCCAACCGGUAUGAAUCAGCAGUAUGCUGGUAACUACGGUGGUAAUGCAAUGAUGCCGAACAAUCAGCAGAUGAUGCAAGGCCAGCAGAACUCGGCCGCCAUGUUCCAGCAGCAGAACUUUGGCGGACCUCAACGUGCCCCACAGCCAGACUAUCGCGGAAUGCCACAGGGAGCUCCGCCACGUGGCCAAUACAUGCAGCAGGCGCCUAAUGUCACCAUGAAUGCCAACAUGAACAAUCCAAUGGCCGGUAUGGCAACUGCGCAAGGUCCAGCGCCACCAUAUUCACGAGCGGGCAACCAAGCAGGAGUACCAAUGAAUCCAGGAAUGGGUAUGCAACAACAACAACAGCAACAGAAUCAGUUCCAACAGCAGCGCAUGCGUCAGCAAAUGUUGGCGAUGCAACAACAACAGCAGCAGCAACAACAACAACAUCAAGGCGGUGGUGGGCAAGUGCCCGGCGGGCCUCAGCAACAAGCGCCCGCUUUAGUAGCGCACUUGCGACAAAUGAAUAGCAAUCAAUAUCCGCAGCAACCUCCUCCGUAUAAUAUGGGUUAAUAGUUUUAAGUAAGUUUUUUUUUAAUUUUUUGAUUUAUUUAUGAUGACGACCACGAUUUAAAUUUUAAAAACAAA